AGUUCUUUCUUCCCGUUCUCAUCACCUUUCACCUCAGCAUUCAAAUCGGUCGCUUCGCCCCAUCUUCCAUUUCCUUAAAAGCGCUUCGCACGCACGCGCCGCCGCUUUCCAAACCAACCCCGCCGUAAAUAAUCAUAUGAUGAUCGCCGCGAAAACCACAGAGAGAAAUCGGAAAGAAAAUUUCAAAUAGAAAACCAAAAGAAAAGAAAAUCAAGAGAAAGAAAAACACACAGAGAGUGAAGCUUCUUGUUCCUUUAUGUAAUGCAUCAGAAGAAAUCUGAAAUUCAGAUCGGAAAAGAAAGCACCGGCGUCUCUUCCGAUUUCAACCCUAAACCACCGUUCCUCCUCCACCACAACCACCACCACCACCACCACCAACACCAACAACAGCAGAUAACACAAAUUGAAAUCUCAAUUCCACCUUCAUCAUCAUCUGCACCUUACAAGAGACCCUCACUUUCCAAAUCCCAAACCCUAUUCAAAUUCCCGAACAAACCAACCUGUAAAUUCUCCAAACCCACCGCCUCAUUCUCCUCCCUCUCCGCCGCCGCAAUCCGCCGUCUCCGCCUCCACCUCCGCCUCGUCCUCCUCCUCUCCCUCCCGUUUUUCUACUUUCUCGUCACCCACCCGGCGGAGUCCUUUCUUCUCGACUUCCUCUCCGCCUUCGCCUUCUCCGCCGGGCUUCUCCUCUCGCUCCACCUCGCUGUCCCUCGUCUCCCGUCCUCCAUACGAUUCAGGCUCAGGCCUCGGCCGUCGCUGCCGGUGGUGUGGACAGUCGGGUGGCGCCGUAAGGCGGCGGCUGGGUGCGGUGUUAGGGUUUACGCGAACGGGGACGUGUACGAGGGGGAGUUUCAGGGAGGGAAGUGUGUAGGGAGUGGGGUGUAUUAUUACAGUAUGAAUGGGAGGUAUGAAGGGGAUUGGGUGGAUGGGAUGUAUGAUGGGUGUGGGGUGGAGACUUGGGCUAGAGGGAGUAGGUAUAGAGGGCAGUAUAGGCAAGGGUUGAGGCAUGGGUUUGGGGUGUAUAGGUUUUACACUGGAGAUGUUUAUGCAGGGGAAUGGUCUAGUGGACAGAGCCAUGGAUGUGGAGUUCAUACCUGUGAUGAUGGGAGUAGAUAUGUUGGGGAGUUCAAGUGGGGGGUCAAGCAUGGACUUGGCCACUACCAUUUUAGAAAUGGGGAUACAUAUGCUGGUGAAUACUUUGCGGACAAGAUGCAUGGGUUUGGGGUAUAUUCUUUUGCAAAUGGCCAUCGUUAUGAAGGAUCCUGGCAUGAGGGGAAAAGACAAGGGCUUGGAAUGUAUACAUUUAGAAAUGGGGAGACCCAAUCUGGUCACUGGCAAAAUGGAAUCCUUGACAUUCCAAGCACACAGAACCCCACCUAUCCAGUUUCUCCUGUUGGUGUCAAUCAUUCCAAAGUACUUAAUGUGGUGCAGGAAGCAAGAAGAGCAGCUCAGAAGGCCUACGAUGUAGGCAAGGUAGAUGAAAGAGUAAAUAGAGCAGUAGCAGGCGCUAAUAGAGCAGCUAAUGCUGCUAGAGUAGCUGCUGUCAAGGCUGCGCAGAGGCAAAUGCAUAAUAAUGUUAACAGGGAGAGCCUCCCAAUUCCUAUUGUGUGAGGCUAUCAACUACAACUUUUGUUUAAGUAGAGUGUAGAGAAGCAUAAGAUUGUGGGAGAGGUUGGUAAUGGUAGCUACUGAGUUUAAACCACAACGCGAUAUCACGACCAUCUUCAUCAGUGGCUAGCUGAAACCAAGCAGAUAUAUUCUGUGUCUGCUAUUGAGUCUUGUAUAGAGGAAGGCUGAUGACAUAUGGGGUAAGACUACAUCUUCAUCCCCCACCCCCCCUUUUUCCUUCAUUUUGUAAAUUUAUGUAGCUGUAUGUGCUGGUGCGCGGGUGAAACCUCAACCCAGCUACUAUUGUAAUAUCGCAUAUGGUAAAAAUAAGAAGAGACAUCUAUUAUAACAUAUUCCUUUUCCCAA
Molecule: messenger RNA, 1974 nt
Organism: Lotus japonicus
Lineage: Eukaryota; Viridiplantae; Streptophyta; Magnoliopsida; Fabales; Fabaceae
Product: phosphatidylinositol 4-phosphate 5-kinase 9-like
Exons: 3
Coding region: 262-1611 (449 amino acids)
Source: RefSeq, a predicted model, not a curated record